AACCGACGAUGACUUGGCUAUUACGUCUUCAGGAUGCCAUGUUCACUUGGGUCAUGAAAUGAUCAUGCAAUGCCGCGCCUCCGCCCAGACUUGGAGCCCAGCGCAGGAUGCGCGCUUCGGACUAUCUUUACAUUUGAUGUCCAUGGCAAUCACGAAAACUGCGUGGGGCGCGUGUAGUUUCGAGCCUCUGGACAUAGCCUAACCGAAGACAUGGCUCUGAGAGUGGUUCGAUGCCGGAGCUCAUGGUCUGCGAAAUUUUUCAAUCCCCAACAUGGUAAGUGACAAUGAAAUUGGCGAUACCGAAUCUCGUGUCCCUGUUUCUGCACCCGCGGCGUGGUACACCUAUCAGAGCGGGUGUUGUUUCACAGCAUGACUGUCCAUCACUCCUUCGAAGCUUUGCUGGUGCAACCCUAUGGGACCGGAGUACACGGUGCCAGUGUGCUGGACAGCAAUGCCGUCUCGAUAUCUAUUCCUAUUGGACGCCGUUAUGCACACCACCCUGGGGGCCGGCCAACCAAGCACUACCCCAGGAUAUCUUACCGGUUUCCUGUAGGAUCUGCACACGCCCUGAACAACGCUCGUUUGCGGGGUCACAAUGCUCUCACAUGCAGAGAACCCGGCCUGUCGUCGCUAAGGCUACCAGCGGGCGGCAGAGAGCGCAACAGUGAAUAUCAAAACCUAGUCAUCCUGCACAGACUACACUCGAUCAGGAUCACGCGCCCGUUUGUGCUCUUGGAAUUAUAAAACCAAC
Messenger RNA from Alternaria alternata, 751 nucleotides. RefSeq lists its product as hypothetical. Lineage: Eukaryota; Fungi; Ascomycota; Dothideomycetes; Pleosporales; Pleosporaceae. The transcript has a single exon. Bases 285 to 668 code for a protein of 127 amino acids. The record is from RefSeq and is a predicted model, not a curated record.